Camelina sativa (false flax) is the source of this 1863-nucleotide messenger RNA. NCBI's taxonomy places the organism in Eukaryota, Viridiplantae, Streptophyta, Magnoliopsida, Brassicales, Brassicaceae. The record is from RefSeq and is a predicted model, not a curated record.
AUGGCUCCACUUGAACUCUGGGGAAACCAUAUCCCGCCGAUUACAUCGGCCAAGCACCUCGCCGAUCUCCGUCAGAAGCACGGAGUUCCUCCAAACGUGGAGAUGAUACUCCGUUCCGACGAUCCGUUUUCUCCGGAGACCGUUCCGCCGGGUUUCUGCUGCGCGUACACUGUGUAUUUCGAAAAGUGUGGGCUCGUGUUCCCUAUCCCGAGGAUUAUCUUUCGGAUCCUCCAACGCCUUCGAAUGGCGUUUCCCCAGAUGUGUCCGAACUUUGUUCGGCACGUCAUGGGGGUAUACGUUCGAGGUCGCGAACUUGGAUUUGAACUCGGGGUCGACGACAUCCUCCGGUUGUACCUUAUCAAACAUAACUCCGGGUUUCCCGGGACAUUCUACACCUGUCGCCGCCGCAGCCCGGAAAUAAUUCAGGCGCUUCCGGGGAAGGACGACCGGUGGCGGGAAAAAUAUUUUUACUUCCGGGUUACUCCGGCAGCGGUGGGGGACUACGACUUUGCUCGUCUCCCCACCCAAUGGGCCGCAUGCGUUGAUUCAGAAGAACCUCCGAAAAUACCGGCAACCCGAGAACUAAUUGAGAGGCUACGAGCAGGCGAGGUACGGUGGAACUCAUUCACGCGAGCUCGUAUCAUAGCAGCCCUCAAUGCCCCGUUAGUCCGAAACACUACAGCUCCGGUCCCGCCGCUUCCUGCUAACCAAGCGAGGAGCGAAAGAGCAGACAACUCCCCCGCUCGCAGAGAAUUAAGUUCUUCUUCGACCUCAACCCCAAUACGCACCAUGGUUAGGAAGCCGUCACUCCGUGAACUCAGGGAGCAAUCGCAGCAACCCCGAAGGGUCCGAGCCGGCGAUGUUGAUGCCGCGCUGGCCAAUGCUCUUCGAGCCGCUCAGCCCGCACCGUCUCGGGUAGUUAGCGAGGAGGUGAACCAAGCCCCCAUGAUCCCAACCGGUCCUUCUGGUCCGGCUAAGGAGGUCAUGCUCGUCAGUUCGCAGUUGACUCAUGGCGAGCCGUCUCCGAUGCCAAAAAGGGCUCGCACGGACAAUCCCCGAGUCCCUGAGACGAGGAGCCGCGAAAGCCGUGGAGGCUACCCCGCGGGUGGUAACCCGGAGGCUCCAGCUGGAGAGCCGGCUCUCUCUGGAAACGGGUCAUUGUCGAGCCGCCCGUUUCAUUGGAGGUUUGCUCACUCCCGGGACUCCCCGGCGGUAGAGGACCACCUGGGAAUGGCGACCCUUUUCCGUCACCUGAAGACGGCUAACUGCCAGGUCCCGCUCGUGAAGGAUCUCGUCGAGAGAGAAGCAUACAUCGAGGCGAUGGCGGCCCAUGCGAAGCCUUUUAACCUAUUUUUGGGAGGGUUGAAAGGCGAAUAUCCAGAGAAUCUUUCAUGUCGUUUCGGUUUCGCGAUCUUCCUCGGGGAAGGGGCAAAACAUGCGGAGGCGACUCGUCGAGCUGUUCGUGAGGCCAAGGAGCGGAUGUCCCAAGACUACCGGGCGGUGCUGGAUUCAGUGAAGAGCAAGUGGGAGAGGAAGAAAGAGCAGACCGCGGUCGAGAGCGAUCUCGCAGAGAUCGAGUCCAACCUUCUUUUGAUCAAGCAGAUCGACGAGGGGAGGACAUCAAUUGCGGAGGAGGUGCAAGUUCUCGAGACGCAGCGGGCGGUCCUUGCGGUUAGGUCCAACUCCUUGGCGGUUUCGGACUUUUCGGUGAGCAAAUUGGACCUUCCUCAGAUCUCGGAAGACUCGGUCGCGCCCAUGGAGGUUGACGCCAGAACCGGGGUCCCGCGCGGUCUGGACGAGCAUGGGAGCAACGCGAGUGCCGCGAAGGAUCCGGAGGCUGGGACCGGGGAAGAAGACGUUUGA